Messenger RNA from Plasmodium malariae, 1071 nucleotides. Its product is annotated as RNA methyltransferase, putative. The record is from RefSeq and is a predicted model, not a curated record. Lineage: Eukaryota; Apicomplexa; Aconoidasida; Haemosporida; Plasmodiidae. The transcript has 2 exons. Gene Ontology annotation, molecular function: RNA binding; RNA methyltransferase activity. The coding region runs from base 1 to 1071 and encodes 356 amino acids. Gene Ontology annotation, biological process: RNA processing.
AUGAUAAGGCGAUAUGUAACAGAUAAAUAUAUUUGUAUAGAAACCUGUUUUGCUUUUAAAAGACGCAUAUGUACACUCUUAAGUAAGGAUGCAAAUUUAGUUAACUUUAAGGAAAAAAAUUCUUUUUCGGUUAACCAAAGUAAUAAUGCAAAUACAUUAUAUAAUGACAAUUUCACACCUCACUGGAUAAACCUGAACAAACAAGAAAAAAACAAAUUAGCUAGCGAAGAAAAGGAAAAACACAAAAUGUGCAAUAAUUCUGAAUGUGUACUAUAUAAAGAAUAUUUGAGUAUUUCCAAAAGGUCUAAAAUGAUGAAAUAUAUCAUAAGAUUAAGAAAAAAAAGCAAUUUUCGAAAAAAAAUGAAUGCAUUUUUUGUAAAAGAUUCAGAAACAAUUGUACAUUUAUCGAAUAAUAACAAUUCCCUUAUAUUUGAAGCAAUUCUGUCGAAUAGUAAAACAUUCUUACAUCAUUUUAAAAAUAAAUGCAAAAAAUUGUAUUAUGCAAAUGAUGACAUAUUAAAGUAUAUUUUUCAUGAUUCACCAAACGUUAAAAAAGAAAAAAACAACGAUUCUAUAGCUAUAAUAAAAAUACCACCAAAUAAUCUUAAAAAAUUUGAAAAUAUAAAAUUUUUGCUUGCAUUUGAUAGAAUUAGAUAUGCAUAUAAUUUAGGGAAAAUAUUAAGCACUGCCUAUUCUAUGAAUGUUGAUUUUUUCUUUUAUGUUCAUAAUACAGUAGAUCCAUUUAACCAUAAAGUAAUUGAAGUAACAAGAGGAUCACAUUUUCAUAUUCCUUAUAUAUUUGGCUCUUAUGAAGAAUUAGAAAAUAUUUGUACCCAACAUAAGCUCCUACCUAUUGUAGCACAUACAAGUGGUAUUAACCUCACUAAUAUUUUGAAAGAAUCGAAGCACAAUGGCGUAUGUCUUAUACUUGGAAACGAAUCGACUGGCCCUCACGCGGACAUCUUAAGCUUUGCAAAGCCGAUUAGUUUACCUAUGCACGAAAUGACCAACUCCUUAAACGUAUCCGUAGCUGCAAGUAUUUUUAUUCAUUACCUCAAAAAUAUGUUGUAA